This is a messenger RNA of Brassica rapa (field mustard), 906 nucleotides long. Its product is annotated as putative F-box/FBD/LRR-repeat protein At5g56810. Lineage: Eukaryota; Viridiplantae; Streptophyta; Magnoliopsida; Brassicales; Brassicaceae. The record is from RefSeq and is a predicted model, not a curated record.
AUGAAAAGUCUUCACCUCACAAAGGUGAGGUUCCUUGACCAUGAAGCUUUCUGCACGCUUAUGUCUUCUUGUCCUGUUCUUAACGAUCUCUUCUUAGAUAGCGUUACCACUGAUCCCCGCUGCGGUUUCCAGUUUUAUCACCCUUGCUCUUCUUUAUUCACCAUAUCGGUCCCUUCUCUCGAGAGAUUGGAGAUAAAAGAUUAUACUUCGGUUCGCACUUAUCCUAGCAAUAAGUCUAGAUUCAAGAUAAAUGCUCCUUCUUUGAAGUACUUAGAGGUAUACAUCAACGGUAGCAAUUUCGAGUUUUAUAAGGAUCUGCACAACUUGGUGGAGGCUAGUCUCCUUGUUGAUGAUUCUCAAACUGACAAGCUUCUCAGAUUUCUUACUUCUGUGGAGUUUCUUUCCAUACAUUUAUAUCCUACCAAGGUUCUGCUUCUUGCGGAUACAAUUUCUCAGCGGCUUCGUCAUCUGAAACUAUCUACUUACGGAAAAAAUUCGCGUAAUCUGCUUCUGUAUUUGCUCAAACAUUGCCCUAAACUACAAGUUCUCAAGCUCCAGGAGAUACAUUGGACAACAAAAUGGCCUGGUUCUCCGCAUACGAGGUGUAAAGACGAAGAGUUCAAGGAUCCACCACCUUUGUUCUGUAAGCCGAGCUCGGUUCCUGAAUGCUUGUCCUUCAAUCUUAAAACUUUUGGAUGGAAAUGUUACAAAGGAAAAGAGGAAGAGAAAGAAAUCGUUCUUUACAUCCUGCAGAACGCUCCUUGUUUAAAAACCACUAAGAUCUCUGUAUAUUCACCAGGUCAUCGAUUCAGGGAGAAAGAGCUGCUGAGGAUCAAGGAGUUGGAAUCUGUGCCUAAAGCUUCAACUUCAUGUCAGCUUGUAAUUCGACUUACUAACAGUUCCUAG